Molecule: messenger RNA, 2952 nt
Organism: Phlebotomus argentipes
Lineage: Eukaryota; Metazoa; Arthropoda; Insecta; Diptera; Psychodidae
Exons: 5
Coding region: 1-2952 (983 amino acids)
Molecular function (GO): nucleic acid binding
Source: RefSeq, a predicted model, not a curated record
AUGCGAGAUCACCAGGAAAAGCUGGAUUUACGCGAGCAACUGAAGUGUUUUAAGCGAAAGCUUAAAAAGCUCAAGCGCCAGGCGAAGGAAAAGCGCAAAAAGCGCGGGAGAAGCCGCUCGCCAGGCCGCCGGGAGAGGAGCAGGCAUCGCAGCAGUCCGGACAGCAGCCGCCGAUCCAGCGUCAGCAGUCGUGACAGCAGCCGUGAGAGUAGCAGUGAGCAGCCCAGAUAUCGACCGAGAGAUAGAUCGAGAUCUCCAAUUGCGUCCACAAGUCAGCUCAGAAAGAAAUCUUCUUCCAUUUCUGAGAGAAGAUCUGUUGAGCUCACAAGCUCUUCAGAAAGUGAGGCUAAGAGUGCCACUCCCUCACCUUCUAAGACAGGAUCCGUAAGUCCUGAAGGCUCUGUACGCCCAGAAGAUCAGAAAGACACAGCUGACCAUGUCACUGAAGCUGAGCAAGAAAUUCUCAAUAUUCUUGGCGAGAAUCUCUACGGCAAUCGCCAAUUGGCCCCAGAUGUCAUUCCGAAUUUGGCGAUGCGGUUCGAAGAGAUUGUAGAGAAGGGAUUGCCAGAAGAGUCAGUGAAAGAGCUUUUGCUACAGCUCACACCACCCAAGAACUGCCUCAGAUUCGAGCCACCAGUGCUCAAUCAACUGGUGAAGAUCAUAAUGCACGACGCUAUUGUUGCCAGGGAUGACAAGAUUGUCAAGAGACAACAAAAGAUCACUUCCGCUCUCUCAGCGGUGACUCGAGUGAUAGUGGCGUUGUUGAAGGAGAAGGCUCUUCCCGGAUGGAGUGAAUUGAUGACACUACUGGCAGGCGCAGGCAAAUUGCUGUCUGAUCUUCAGCAUGACGAAUCUGUAAUUCGCAGAAAUCUCGUGAUUGCGAAUGUGGACGUGUCGAUGAGGGAUGCAUUCCAAUCUACAACAACUGAUGAGUUUCUCUUUGGGAAAGACUUGGAGGAGACGGUUAAGACCACCAACGAGGUCAACGAGGAAGCCGCAACAACACCGUCAACGUCAACAGCCAUCCAGGAAAUACAGAGACAGCCGAGGGGAGAACAAGAAGUCAUAUCACCGUCGCUAAUUAAUGUAAGAAAACCUGCAGGGCGCCUGCAGUUUUUUAGCCACGCCUGGAAUGACAUAAGUAGCGAUAAGGUGAUCCUCUCUUGGUUAAAAGGAUACGAAAUUCCUUUCAAUAAUCAUGUAAUCCAAGAUAAUCCUCCAUCAGAGGAUGACUCAUCAGCUUCUGAGCUUGCUAAAAUCAAAGAUUUGGUGGAGCAAUUGAUUUCAAAAGGAGCAGUAGAAGAAUGCUAUCCCGAGAAAAAUCAUUUUAUUUCCAAAAUAUUCUUAAUCCCAAAGCCAGAUGGUUCGAAUCGAUUCAUUAUCAAUCUGAAAAGACUCAAUGAAUUUAUUGAUGCGCCACAUUUUAAAAUGGAGGACGGCAGAACCGUCAUCAGACUCAUGUCCGAGAAUUGUUACAUGGCUUCUAUAGAUAUCAAAGAUGCUUACUACUUAAUUCCUAUUCACGAGACGCAUAAAAAAUAUUUGCGAUUUCUGGUUAAAGGUACUCUUUACCAAUUUACUUGCAUGCCCUUUGGAUUAAACGUAGCUCCUUACGUUUUCACAAAGAUCAUGAAACCUGUUGUCUCCGCUUUACGCCAACAAGGAAUCACAUUGGUAGCUUACCUAGACGAUUUAUGGAUAAUGGGAAAAUCCUAUUCGGAGUGCGCAAAAAGCGUGAGAUGUACGGAAGAGCUUUUGAUCAACUUGGGGUUCAUAAUUAAUUAUGAGAAGAGUAAAUUGAAGCCGUCUCGAAUUUGUAGAUUCUUGGGAGUUGAUUAUAACUCUCUAAACAUGACGGUAGAGCUACCGAAUGACAAGAAAGCUAAGAUUAGAAAAUUGACUAGUCAAUUUAAAGCCAAUCACGAAUAUAAGAUUCAGAAAUUUGCUGAGAUGCUCGGAUUUCUAGUUUCUUGUUGUCCAGCUGUGAAAUACGGUUUGGUUUAUACAAAAGCUUGUGAAAGGUUGAAAUUCUUAGCUCUUUUGAGAAGCAAGGGAAAUUAUAACGGGAAACUGUCAAUUAACCAAGAGGUUAUGAAAGAAUUGACGUGGUGGAAUACGAUUGGAAGUUCAAGUUUCAAUCCUAUUCGUAAUCCUCAUUACGAUUUGACAAUAUUCACGGACGCGUCAAAAUCAGGUUGGGGCGCGGCUUACAAAGGUGAAAGAGCUCAUGGCUCAUGGAAGGAGGAAGAGAAAGAUUUAAGUAUAAACUUUCUAGAACUCACAGCCGCUUUUUUCGGACUCAAAUGUUUUGCUGAUCGUUAUAAAGACAGUCAAAUUCUUCUUCGUAUUGACAAUACGACAGCAAUCUCAUACAUAAAUAGAAUGGGCGGAGUACAGAGAGAAGAUUUGAGUUUCUUGGCCAAAAAGAUAUGGCGUUGGUGCGAAAAGCGAAAUAUAUAUAUUUUUGCAUCCUAUAUAACAUCAGAAGAAAACGUUGAGGCUGAUUUGGAGUCGAGAAAACUCGAGGCGAACACUGAAUUCGAAUUAUCGGAAGCGGGCUUUCGAAAGAUUCGCGUCUGGGAAAAUUCUCACUCCCUCGCGUGUCGCAAAUCUCUGGGAUUUUCGUCGGAAAAAGGGGAGCUCAGGGCAGAGGGAAAGAGUGAGGGAGCAAAGAUUUCUGGGACGAGAGGGACAAUGCCAAGGCUGUGCAUGAUUGUUAUAAGUCAGAAAUCAAUAAGAGAAAUCGUUAAAGGAGUCGAAAAGGCGAUGGAAAAUGCCUUCAAAGACGUUCAGAAGUGUCUGCGGAAGUGUCACGAAGUGAUGUACAUAUUUGAGGCUUAUUAUCUCCUCCUUAGACAGAGAGAUUUGGAUUUUAUCCACGCGUGCAAACCCAUCGGAAAGUCCACAGAGAUGAAUUGCACAAAGUGUAGUGUAAACAUGACCCAAGGUUGA